Molecule: messenger RNA, 2079 nt
Organism: Prunus mume (Japanese apricot)
Lineage: Eukaryota; Viridiplantae; Streptophyta; Magnoliopsida; Rosales; Rosaceae
Source: RefSeq, a predicted model, not a curated record
AUGGAAAAUCGGUCGACUCGCAUAGCAAUAGUGAACAUUGACAAAUGCAAGCCCAAAAAAUGUAACCAGGAAUGUAAGAGGACUUGCCCGGUCGUACGUACUGGUAAAUUAUGCAUUGAGGUCAAACCUGUGUCCAAGGUUGCUCGUAUCUCCGAAGAGUUGUGCAUUGGCUGUGGUAUAUGUGUUAAGAAAUGCCCAUUUGGAGCAAUUGAAAUCAUCAACUUGCCAAAGGCACUGGACAAAGACACAACCUAUCGCUAUGGGUCUAACUCUUUUAAAUUACACAGGUUACCAGUCCCUAGGCCAGGGGAAGUUCUUGGUUUGGUUGGAACUAAUGGCAUUGGGAAGUCAACUGCUCUCAAAAUUUUGGCUGGCAAGCUCAAACCAAAUUUGGGUCGUUUCAAUAAUCCUCCAAAUUGGCAGGAAAUCUUGACUUACUUUCGAGGAUCGGAGCUGCAAAGUUAUUUUAUUCGCCUCUUGGAAGAUAAGUUGAAGGCUGUUAUAAAACCCCAAUACGUUGACCACAUUCCAAAAGUAGCUGAAGGCAAUGUAGGGGAGUUGCUCAAACAGAAAGAUGAGAGGGGUGUGAUGGAAGAAGUCAUUGUUGAUCUUGAGCUAAACCAGGUUCUAGAUCGUAAAGUAGUCAAUUUAUCUGGUGGGGAGCUUCAGAGAUUCGCCAUUGCUUUUCUUGCUUUGCAAAAGGCAGAUAUAUACAUGUUUGAUGAACCUUCAAGUUAUCUUGAUGUGAAACAAAGGCUUAAAGCUGCCAAAGUCAUCCGAUCUUUGAUCGGGCCUGAUAGCUAUGUAAUCGUUGUGGAGCACGAUUUGAGCGUCCUAGACUACUUAUCAGAUCACAUUUGUUGUUUAUAUGGGAAGCCGGGUGCAUAUGGAGUUGUAACCCUACCUUUCUCAGUUAGAGAAGGCAUCAACAUCUUCUUGGCGGGAUUUGUUCCUACAGAAAACCUAAGGUUCCGAGAUGAAUCUUUGACUUUUAAGGUUUCUGAGACUCAACAAGAAACCGGUGAGGAAAUUGAGACAUAUGCACGGUAUAGAUACCCAUCGAUGACUAAAACGUUGGGAGAGUUCAAGCUUCAAGUUAUAGAGGGUGAAUUUAGCAAUUCUCAAAUUAUUGUGAUGUUGGGUGAGAAUGGAUCCGGGAAGACUACAUUCAUGAGAAUGCUGGUUGGCCUAUUGAAACCUGAUUCUGAUGUGGAGAUACCUGAGCUUUGUGUUUCCUACAAGACCCAGAAAAUUAAUACAAAGCGGGCAAUAAAAGUCAAAGACAUGCUUCAUGAAAAAAUUCGCGAUUCCUGUACACAUCCCCAGUUUGUGACAGACGUGAUGAAGCCUCUUCAAAUUGGGCAAUUAAUGGAUCAAGAUGUUACCAAACUCUCUGGUGGAGAGCUGCAAAGGGUUGCUCUAUGUGUAUGCCUUGGAAAGCCUGCAGACAUCUAUCUGAUAGAUGAACCAAGUGCAUAUCUUGAUUCUGAGCAGCGUAUCGUUGCAGCAAAAGUCAUAAAGAGGUUCAUCCUCCACGCCAAGAAAACUGCGUUCGUGGUUGAGCAUGAUUUCAUUAUGGCUACUUACUUGGCCGACAAAGUCAUUGUCUAUGAAGGAAAGCCAUCAGUUGAUUGUAUUGCAAAUUCUCCACAAUCUUUGUUGACUGGGAUGAAUCUCUUCUUAUCUCAACUGGAUAUCACAUUUAGACGUGACCCUACAAACUAUCGCCCAAGAAUCAACAAGUUGAACUCAACCAAGGAUAGGGAGCAAAAAGCUGCUGGGUCCUAUUAUUACUUGGACGACUAAACUGGAACACUGUCCAACAUGUUCGAGACAACAAUUCCCCCUCUCCAACUCCAAGGGUGGGACUCUAUGGGACUCCUGAUAAUAGAAUUGUCAUAAAACUGUCCCAAACCAAAGACAAAACAUACAAAUAGACUUUGGGCACUUUUCAGAUAUGGAAUAGAUGACUAAAUAAGUGUUACCCUUGUCGUUGAGCAGUUACUAUGUCUGUCAGCAUCACCACAUUGACAACCCCUCCACAUUUGGCAAAGAACAAUGACAAAGCUUCUUUAGUUG